Molecule: messenger RNA, 2412 nt
Organism: Eublepharis macularius
Lineage: Eukaryota; Metazoa; Chordata; Lepidosauria; Squamata; Eublepharidae
Product: vomeronasal type-2 receptor 26-like
Exons: 6
Coding region: 67-2412 (781 amino acids)
Biological process (GO): G protein-coupled receptor signaling pathway
Cellular component (GO): membrane
Molecular function (GO): G protein-coupled receptor activity
Source: RefSeq, a predicted model, not a curated record
UCUGUUCUUCACAAGUAUUAUCAGCCAGGAGACCUUAUCGUCGGUGGCAUUAUUUCUCAGAUCUAUAUGUUCUCCGAUGCAAUCACCUUUCAAAACUACCCUUUUCAUGAACUCUUUGACGAUCCCAUCCGGUUCAGUGCAAACAAUGCCUAUCUGGCCUCCAUGGAACUUCUCUCCACACGGGGAAAAUUCAUCCCUAACUAUAAGUGUGACACCCAGAACAAUCUGGUCACUGUCAUUGGAGGGCCUAAUUUUGAUAUCUGCCUCCAUAUGGCAACUAUUCUAUCUACCUACAAGAUUCCUCAGUUUAUAUAUGGUUCUGCACCAGCAUGGAACAGCAAAGAUCACGGAGGCUUCUUCUAUCCAAUGUUCCCAAAUGGGGCCCUUCAGUAUGAGGGCAUAUGUCGGUUAUUGUUGCUUUUUGAGUGGACGUGGAUCGGUGUCCUUUACUUGGAUGAUGACAACGGAGAAAAAUUUGCACAGAAUGUGCUCCCCAUGUUUCCCCAAUGGGGUAUCUGCAUUGACUUCAUAGACAAAUUCCCAGGAGGAAUUUUUUCCGGUGAUAUAACUGUCUUAGCAGAAGGGGAGUUAAAAAAAUACAAAGCUAUCCUGCGAAGCACGGCCAAUGCAGUUGUCGUGCAUGGUGAAGUUCAGACCAUGAUAAUGUUGAGAAUGUUGCUACAGAUUCCAGAAUCUGAGGAGGUGCCGAUCAUGACAAAAGUCUGGAUUUUGACAGUGCAGAUGGAUUUUGCAUCACUUGCUUUUCAAAGAAAUUGGGACAUACAGUUCCUCCAUGGUGCUCUGUCCUUCGCAGUUCAUUUCAAAGAGCCAUUAGGAUUCAGGGAAUUUCUUCAUAUGAGAAAUCCCGUUUCAGCAAAAGAAGACAGUUUUAUCAAUGUCUUCUGGGAGCAGGUAUUUGCAUGUUCAUUCCCCAACUCCGCAGGAGAGAAGAAGUACCAAAACACCUGCACCGGGCGGGAGAAGCUAGAGACUCUACCUAGUUCAGUUUUUGAACUGAUCAUGACUAGUCAUAGCCACAACAUCUACAAUGCAAUUUAUGCCGUGUCACAAGCUUUGCAUGCCAUGAAUUCAUUCUCAACCAGACAUAGAGGAAUGAUGGCCGGAGACCGAUGGAAGCUUCCAAACCUGUGGCAGCUCCAUCAUAUUCUGAGAAGCAUCCCAUUUAACAACAGCUUGGAGGAAAAGAUUUCCUUUGACCAAAAUGGGGAGUUGUUAUCUGGAUUUGAUAUUAUCAACUGGGUCACAUUCCCAAACCGGUCCUUUCUUAGAGCCAGAGUUGGAAGAAUAGAACCAAAAACUUCACCAGAAAGAGUGUUCACCAUCUAUGAAGACGCCAUCAUAUGGCCCCACUUGUUUAACCAGACACGGCCUCUUUCUCUGUGCAAUGACAAAUGCCAUUUGGGUUAUCGUAAAACAAAGAAGGAGGGGAAGCCAUUUUGCUGCUAUGAUUGCCAUCCAUGCCCCCAAGGGAAGAUUUCAAACCAAAAAGACAUGGACGACUGUUUUCCGUGCCCAGAAGGUCAGUAUCCAAAUGAUAAGCAGGACUCAUGCAUUUCCAAAACUAUAAGCUACUUGUCUUACGAAGAACCUUUGGGGAUAAGCCUGGCUAUUUCUGCCCUUUCUCUUUGUUUCAUCACAGUUUGGGUGCUUGGAAUCUUCAUCAAGCACCAGGAUACUCCUAUAGUUAAAGCCAACAACAGGAACCUCACCUACCUCCUGCUAAUCUCCCUCCUCCUCUCCUUCCUCUGUGUUCUUCUAUUCAUUGGUCAACCUGAAAAGCUAACAUGUCUCCUUCGACAAAGUGUUUUUGGCAUCAUCUUCUCAGUAGCUGUUUCAUGUGUUUUGGCCAAAACCAUCAUUGUUGUUCUGGCUUUCAUGGCCACCAAGCCAGGAUCCAGGAUGAGGAAAUGGGUGGGGAAGCAACUGGCCAAUUGCAUUGUUCUUUCCUGCUCCCUUGUCCAAGGCAUAAUUUGUACUUUGUGGCUGGCCACCUCUCCUCCAUUCCCAGAUUUUGACGUGAGCUCAGUGGUUGACAAAAUUGUAAUGGAGUGUAACGAAGGAUCAGUCACCAUGUUUUACUGUGUCCUGGGAUUCUUGGGAUUCAUGGCCAUAGUCAGCUUUAUUGUGGCUUUCCUAGCCAGGAAGUUACCAGACAGUUUUAAUGAGGCCAAGUUCAUCACCUUCAGCAUGUUGGUCUUCUGCAGUGUUUGGCUGUCCUUUGUCCCAACAUAUUUGAGCUCAAAAGGAAAAUACAUGGUGGCCGUGGAGAUCUUCUCCAUUUUAACCUCCAGUGCUGGGUUAUUGGUCUGCAUCUUUUCCCCUAAAUGCUAUAUCAUUAUACUCAGACCUAAACUUAACAGCAGAGGGCAACUAAUAAGGAGAAAGUGUUAA